AGCCGCAGCCUGCCAGCCGCACUGCCUGUUCUUCUGAAAAAUCUUUGACCAAACACAGGUUUAAUAUCAUGCUGAUGUUGGGGAGGGAAGCGUGAUGAGCUCUGUCUGUGUCCCUGCAGCACCAUGAGUCUGCGAGAGAUCAAUGAGAACGUGAAGCUGGCCCGCGAGUACGCCCUGCUGGGAAACUACAGCUCGGCCAGUGUUCUCUAUCAUGGAUUGCUAGAACAAAUCAAGAAGUAUGUGUACACCAUGCGGGACAGCAGUUAUCAGCAGAGAUGGCAGCAGUUAUGGCAAGAAAUCAGUGAAGAGAAUGGACAAGUUCAGGACAUAAUGUCCACUCUGGAGAACUUCCAGCUGGACACAACACCUGCUAAACCCAGCAACCACGAAGACAAUGAAAUAAGGCCUGUGCAUGUGGAACAGCGACAUUCUCCAUGUCCUGUGAGGCGGCCAGGUAAUGCAAAUAAAGAAAGUAAAGCCCCCAACAACAGGCUGAGUGUGGCAGUGAGGGCCCAGCAGAGGCACUCCCCCCGCGGGGCCAACGGGGACAAAAGCAAACCUUCCAAGGGCAAAGAAAGGAAGGAAGUGAAAGAGGGCAGAGCAAAGGAUGAUAAGAACAAAGCUGAUGUCCAGGAGAAAGAAGUGAAGAGGUUUGACGGAACAGGGUACGACAAAGACCUGGUGGAAGCUCUGGAUCGAGAUAUUAUAUCUCAGAAUCCCAAUGUGAAGUGGGACAACAUUGCAGACUUAGAAGAUGCAAAGAAACUUUUGAAAGAAGCGGUCGUGUUGCCGAUGUGGAUGCCAGCUUUCUUCAAAGGCAUACGAAGACCAUGGAAGGGAGUGCUUAUGGUGGGACCUCCUGGCACGGGGAAAACGCUUUUGGCUAAAGCUGUUGCUACCGAGUGCAGAACCACAUUUUUCAACGUCUCCUCAUCCACUCUCACCUCCAAGUACAGAGGGGAGUCUGAGAAGCUGGUUCGCCUUCUCUUUGAAAUGGCACGUUUCUACGCUCCCACUACGAUCUUCAUCGAUGAGAUUGACUCCAUGUGCAGCCGCAGAGGAACCUCAGAGGAACACGAGGCCAGCCGCAGAGUGAAGGCGGAGCUGCUGGUGCAGAUGGACGGUGUUGGUGGAGCCUCAGAAAACGAUGAUCCAUCAAAGAUGGUGAUGGUGCUGGCUGCCACCAACUUCCCCUGGGACAUCGACGAGGCUCUGAGGCGGAGGCUGGAGAAGAGGAUCUACAUCCCGCUGCCUUCAUACGCAGGGCGGGUGGAGCUGCUCAAGAUCAACCUGAAGGAGCUGGAGGUGUCCGAGGACGUGGACCUGGAGAAGAUCGCAGAGCAGCUGGAGGGUUACUCUGGAGCCGACAUCACCAACGUGUGCAGGGAUGCCUCUCUCAUGGCCAUGAGGCGAAGAAUAGAGGGCCUAACACCAGAGGAGAUCCGGAACAUUUCACGGGAUGAAAUGCACAUGCCCACUACUAUGGAGGACUUUGAGUCUGCUCUGAAGAAAGUGUCCAAAUCUGUGUCUGCAGGCGACCUGGAGAAGUAUGAAAAAUGGAUCGAAGAGUUUGGGUCCUGCUGAAAACCCCCAGCAUCAGUCUUUUAAGUAAUGAUGUUCAGAGGGUAGUGAGUCAUUCAGGUGGGAAUAGAGAGUACUGGAGAUGUAUCCAUUCAAUAUUGUACAUUGUGUUAAUGUUGUAAAAAGGUGGCUCAACUUGAUCAUUCCUUACAAAUGAUGACAUUUCUAACUUGUGUUAAUGAUCCUGAAAUCUUCAUCAUGUAGCUGUGAGACAAAGUUUCCUGCGACACACUGACAGAUGUUUUAAGUUACUUUCUCAAGUGUUAUAGUUCUUUGUACCAUUGUAUCUGACAAUGAGAUGCUCAGCGAACUGCCAAUCAAUGUCAAAUGUUUUGUUUUCCAUUUUUGAAUGCAUUUUAUUUUAUUUUAAACAGUUUGGUUCUCUCACAUUUUUUAAUUUAACGCUAACAAGAUAUUUAUGUAAAUAAAGUUGACAAUGAUUGUACUAUAAAACUGUUAUAUUCA
Messenger RNA from Trematomus bernacchii (emerald rockcod), 2046 nucleotides. RefSeq names its product katanin p60 (ATPase containing) subunit A 1 (gene katna1). Bases 124 to 1584 code for a protein of 486 amino acids. Gene Ontology annotation, biological process: microtubule severing. Gene Ontology annotation, cellular component: microtubule cytoskeleton. Gene Ontology annotation, molecular function: ATP binding; ATP hydrolysis activity; microtubule binding. NCBI's taxonomy places the organism in Eukaryota, Metazoa, Chordata, Actinopteri, Perciformes, Nototheniidae. The record is from RefSeq and is a predicted model, not a curated record. The transcript is spliced from 11 exons.